CACUGACCGCGAGGAAGAGGCGCGGCGGUUGAGUUCAAAUUUUAUGAAGAAAAAAAGACAAGCUGCGAAUGGAGGGAAGUGAUAUUUAGAUAUAGUGUACUUGUUCACAUGCAGUGAAGAUGGAACCGCAGAAUUUAGGCAAUGAGGCAGUGAAAUCCUCAAAACGGAGACUUUCUUCGAUUUUAAAAGCUCCUCGAACAUCUUUAAAAUUACUUGGAGUUGAGCAAGAGGAACUAAAGGAAGAAGUUGCCAAACCUGUUGAGAAGAGUAGAAAUUCACGAAGAGUGAGUUUUGCCACUACAAAUAAUGUGCGAGUCUUUACAAAUGAGGCAAAGAGUGAAUCUCCUGUUCUGGGCUCCAUACAAAACUUACAUGAAGAGCGGCCUGAUGAAAAGAUCCUGCGUUUUGCGGAUGAGGGAAGUCACCAAAUCAAAGGCUUGGAAACUUUGUUGAACACUCCUCUUUAUCUAACCCAGAAUAAAGAGAAUUUCUUCUCUGAUCCAGUCUUACAAGAUGACUAUGUGGAUAGAACAAUACUGCUUGGAGAAGAUACUGGAUACAUGGAUAUUACUCACAGUCACACAAUCACAUUUGAUAAGGAUUAUGAAAUCAAAGAGGAGGCAAACCAGGAUGUUAGCUUCAAAGUGGCUCAGACUGUCUGUGGUGAUUCGAAUAUUGCAAGUCAGAAAGCAGAGAAGAAAAAUGUUUCAAUGGACUCCGACUUCAGUGCUUUUCUUGCAAGUAUGCACUUACCCACUGUAAAUACCGUUAAGCUCCAAAGAUCAGAAAACGAGCUUAGUAAUGCCUGCAGUUCAGCAAAUACAAGCAUUUCAGAAAUUGAUAAGGAAAAUUUCUUGCCAUCUUUUUUAACAAAACAACCAAGCACUAAGUGUCAACCACUCCAACCCCGGGGACUUCAGCGCAGACGUUCUCGCGUUUCAGUCAUUGAAAAUGGCGAAAGUGGGCCAACUAUGGGUCGCACUGCUGUAACUGAAAACAUAGAUAGUGCACAGUCUUUUACACCCUCGAUUUCUAAAAAUCAUAGAAGUGUUCCCAUCAUGACAUCUGCUUUUCCAGAUGUGUCGGAUGACAUGGAGUUCACUGCUCCAGUCAAUGCUAAAGUUACAGAAAAUAUCACUUGCAGUGUCCAGACUGCUCUGGAUCAGAAUAGAUCACAUCAUUUCUCUGAAGAAGACAAUGCAAUGGAGAUGACGGGGGUAUCUGAUAUAUCCAUUCGAAAUAAAGACUACACUGUGAAUAUGAGGGAACAAAGUCAGCCUUCAGUUCCUAAAGUAAGAAGGAUGUCCUCCUUGACUGUCAUUGGAAACGGAGAGAUAACGGAUCAAAGCAAUGCUAGUUAUUUUCAGGGCAAUCUAUCAGUAGCCCGAACAACAGAUUGUGAUAAUAUGGAGAUGACUGAGGCUUUAGAUGUCUCUCUUCAAGACAAAGAGAAAGCUUUGUUUCCCAAAGUAAGCAGGAGGUCCACAUUUGAUGUUUUCGAAAAUGGACAUAUAAUGCAAAACAAAUCUAACAGCAGCUUUAUGGUUCGUACUGCCAAUUCUGAUGAUAUGGAGAUGACGGAGGUUAUUGAUCUUGAGUCCAAACCAUCAGUUGAAAACAAACUGCUUAGCAGCUCAAGGAAGAGUUUGCCUCUGGCAUCUAUAUCCAGAACUGUUCAAGAAGAUGAACAUACAAGCAUUAUGAAGGAGAACAGUCUACAUCCCAUUCCUACAGUAAACAGGAAGACCUGCUUUAAUGUUGCUGAAAAUGGAACAGUACUGGAUUACAACCAAUCAGACAACUUCUCAAUAGCCCAAGAUGACAAUUCUGGCGAUAUGGAAAUAACAGAGUGUCAAACUGAAUUACUCGAAAUCAAACCAUCAACUAAAAACAAGUCAUUUGGCAACUUCUGGAAAAGUUUGCCCUCAUCUUCAUCCAGAACAGUUGGAGAAGACGAGCAUACAGGCAGCGUCAAAAAGGAAGCUCUGUGUCCAACAUCUAGUGUAAACAAGAUGCCGUGCUUUAAUUCAAAUUCUGACGAUAUGGAAAUAACACAGUGUCACACUGUUUUUCUUCAACCUAAACAUGUCAGUGGAGAUGAAUCAUUAAGCAUUUCAAUGAAGAGUGAACCUCUUACAUCAGUAUUUGAAACUGAAGGCGGGGAUGAGAUGGACAUGACUCAAGUACCCACAGGGCGUAUAAUACUAAAUGGUCAUUCGUCCAACAAAAAUGAAAAAGGUGAAAGCAUUCUGAUACCUGCUUCAGCUACAUCGCCUGUACAUAAUAAGAGUGACCAUAUGGACUUGACAUGUCUAAAAAGUACUUUUGCAGAGACUUCUCUCCCAUGUCCAGAUGAAAUGGAAUUUACAGCAUGCGUCACUGACAGUGCCUCAAACCGAACAGGAAGAACUGUGGACAUCACAGAUAUUAGAGCACCAUUCUCUGCUAAUCAAACAGUCACUGUGGUUGAGCCUAUGGAGAUGACUGAAGUACAUAUGGCACCAUUCAGUGAGCGAAAGCAUAAAGCUUUUAUGACUCGAAGAAAGUCAGGAGCAAGGAUGAUGUCCUUGAUGUGCAAUUCUGGAAACACAGAAGCUGAUAACUGUCAGAUUGAUUUCACCAACUCUGAUAACAUGGACAUGACACAAUGUCAGACUGCUGUGCUGGAGGCUGAAACUUACAAGAGUGCCACACCAUUCAACAAAUCAAGGAGGAAUUUGAACAGUGCAUCUAUAUCCUGUAGUCCUGAUGGAAUGGAGAUAACUCAGCCACUCACUGGAAAAAUUAUGUUAAAAAGCUUUGCAUCUAAUCAGGAAAGUAAGCAUCAGCAAAAUCUGUUGCCUGAAGCACAAAGUUGUCAAAUGCAGAACGAGUCUCAGUGUAUGGAACUGACAUGUCAAGCCAGUCCAUCAAAUCUAGCCAUUCCCUAUGUUGAUGAUGAAAUGGAGCUAACAGGAUGCAAUACGAUUGCAAUGGACUCAAAAAGCACAUUGGCAUCAAGUGCUGCGGAGAUCAAAGCGAAUGAAAGUGCACUUUGGGCAUCAACAACUGUUUCUAAAUGCACAGUGUCAAGUGAAGAACAAAAUGAGGUGAGUGAAGCUGCCAAGUGUACUAAUAACAGUGUUUUCCCCUCAAAGGAUCUUUUUGAUCUUGGUGGAAAAAACGUUAAAUGCAGCAACACGGAGACAAUGUCCUACAUCCCACCUGAUAUGCUAGUGGACAAAAAUUGUGAAACGGCACUGCCAAGCAAUGUGAUGGCGAACGAUGAAGACGAUAUGCAAGUCACAAAGCCCCUAACAUUGCCCAUUGAAAUUGAGCAAGCGUUUUCAUUUAACCAGAGUGAACAAACCAAUGCAUCCUCUGGUUUUAGUAAUGACGAAGAGGGUCAAGCUCAUAAUGCUAAAGCAAGGCGAAGAAGUUUAAUGGACUUUCAAAUGGAGCUUCACAACAUGUCGCAACGUAUCCUCGAAGAGCCAAAUUUAAUGACAGUAAGCGCAACUGCGCCUCUGCCUUCUUGCACCAUCUCAGAGAACGUGCAGAAUGAAAUAGAAAGUUCCGCAGAGCCUGCUUCAAACAUCACACCUGUUGUCAAGCAGAAAAAUAAUUCUGCACAAAAUCAGAAGACCACACCUUUUAGUCUUAACAAAAAAUCCUUUUCCUCAAGGAUGUCAUUGUGUGGGGUUGUUCCAAAGUUACCAAAACGAUCUACAGCUUUCACUCCCAACAAAUCCCUGCCCAUAAGUACAAAUGAUUUACCGUGUCUCCAGCUAGAGAAACAUUUUAAAGUUGCUGAACAAAAAAGCAACCAAACAGUUGAUAUUAACGAUGAAGAGUUCCCUGAAAUGAGCGGUGAAGAAGACCUCUCAGGAAGUCUUGAAAAUUGGCCAGUUAGCAAGCAAGAUGAGCUGGAGGAAUCUUUGGCUGUACCUAUUAAAGAGGAGUUUUUAAUAGACGAUGUUUUCGAAUCUGGAACAAGCAUGAGCCCUUCUUUUAAAAGGCCACAUCCAGAGGAAGAACCUAUUACAGCAGAACAAACCAAGAAGGCCUGUGUUUCUGACAUGGGGUCUGACUGUCAUGAAGCUGCCGUACAGUGGGAAGGUAAUUUUACAAGGCACGCCGCUCAGAAUCUCAAGGCAAAGACAACUGAAGAUACAGGAGUGUCUGAAUCCACUCUGAGACACUCCCAGUUUGACUCUCAUAUGGACGGGAUGCAGGAUAACCUAUUUGAUUUCAAUAAGAAACUUGAGGACGGAAGCAUCACAGUGAAUGAGUUUCUUAGCCACUUUGGCAUCAAAUUCGUCAUCCACAGAUCUAGACCAAGUGCUCUGCCUGUCAGCUGUGGAGCUGGGGAGACACGCACCAUGGAAGAUUUGCUGAAAGAAAAAUACAUAUGCCACCCCAAGCAGAGAGUAUAUGAGCAAGACUGCAAGAACCUUACAGAAAUCGUGGAGAGACUUAAAGAACAAAUGUCUGCACAAGAGAAAUCCCUUAGAAGCAUCAAUGGAGCCCUUCAAAAAGAGAUAUGUACUCUCUCUGAAGAACAGUUAAAAAGCUUUGGAUCCAAAUUGAAGGAGCGAAGGGCUUAUUUUGGAAAGAAAAGCAAAGCAGUUUCUCAUGAAAUGAAAGAAGUGUUGUACUCUGAGCUCAUAAAAACAACACAGGAUGCAAAACUGAGCUUGAUAUCUAAAAUCAAAGAGACAGAUGAAAUGAUUGAAGACUUGGAUGGCUGCAUUAAAGAUUUAGAAACUGAUCUUGCGUCAGUUGAUGCCAUGAUCACAGGGGAUCAUCUUGAUCUUCCUAAAGCAGGACCAGCCUUGAAAGCAAAAGAAGAAGAUUUGCAUCGACUCAAUUCAGCUGUCACUGACAAAGAGAGGGAAAUCGGUGAGCUGGAGAUUCAGCUGAAGACUUUGGAGAGCCAACAGGAGAAGCUGCAAGGGGAAUCCAGCAGCCUUAAGAGUCAUCUGGCGACUUUAAACAGUUUGAAUGAGUGGCGUCUUGAAGCGACAGAUGAAACAAAGGCUUUGUUUUCCUUCCUUCAUAAAACUGUGCAUCUGCAGGUGAACCUGCAAACACCUGCUGGAAAGGAAUGGAUGACUGAGGAUGUGGAGAAAAAUGUAGAUGUAGUCUUCCAGUUGCAGCUGGAUGGACAUAAGUCAGAAUGUCAUGCAAGCAUGAUUCACAAUUUACUCGCAACGAAGAUUGAGUCUCAAACUCACUGGAAACAGAGGUUCACAACAACCAGACAUAUUCCAGAGCUCCUUCAUAACAUGAGUUUGGUGGUGGGUCGUCUCAGGCUCUUGGGUGAGGAGAUUCACCGGCUGAAGAAGUGGGGAGGAUUAAGGCUUCGCAUCCUGAAAAUCACCUGCACAGAUACACGAGUUCAUGUCAUUUUCUCAAGUCUAAAAGCAUUUGAAAAGUUUGAGCUGAGUCUGACGGUCACUCCAGACUAUCCCUUUGGACCACUUCACAUACAGGACUUCAAAAAACACAUGGGAACCACAAGGUUGGAUCAGCUCGAGGAGAUCAUAUCAUCAGUUAAACCAGCCAAGAACUAUCUGACAAAAAUCCUCAAGAAGAUCCACGAUGACCUCCUGUGCUAGGACCUCAGGCCUUAUUGUUUACUCUGUUCUGUUUUUUAAAUGUUUGUAUAUGUUUAUAUUGUCCCAAAAUAAUAAAUGUGGCCGUAAACUACAAGUUUGCUGGCAUUCUUUAAAUUA
Molecule: messenger RNA, 5717 nt
Organism: Danio aesculapii
Lineage: Eukaryota; Metazoa; Chordata; Actinopteri; Cypriniformes; Danionidae
Gene: knl1
Product: kinetochore scaffold 1
Exons: 26
Coding region: 120-5600 (1826 amino acids)
Biological process (GO): attachment of spindle microtubules to kinetochore; protein localization to kinetochore; cell division
Cellular component (GO): nucleus
Source: RefSeq, a predicted model, not a curated record